AUGUCGUCCAGCAGCGCGCGCAGGGGGGUUGGCGCCGGCGGCGGGCACUUCCCGGUGGGCCGGCGCCGCCACGUGCCGGUGGUCGACACCGGGUGCAGCUGCCGCCCGCGCCGGCCGAGGGUGCAGCUCAGCCUGCCGUCUUUCCUCAAGCCUUCCUUAUUCGCGAGCAGGCCUUCCGCGUCGGCGGGGCCGGCGAGGAGCAACAGCUCGUCCAGCCUCUUCCCGUCAUCCUCCUCCACCGCCUCCUUCUCCACCAGCUACGCCUCCUCCAACUGCUCCAACUACUACUCCUCCUACCACGGCUUCGGCGCCGCUCCCAAGAAGCAAGAACACCUUCCCGCGCCCAAGCUGCAGGUCCCAACGGCGAUGCCGGCUUCCCCGGCCAACAAGAUGCAGCCGGCGGCGAGCGCGAACAGGAAGCAGAAGAAUAGGUGUGGUUACGUGGAGAAGAGAGCGGCCACGGCGGCGGAGGCGGAGCCGGAGCCGGAGGACGUCGGGCUGGCGGUGGAGAAGGACUCGUCGGACCCGCGCGCCGACUUCAGGGAGAGCAUGGUGCAGAUGGUGGUCGAGACGGGGCUCUGCAGCUGGGACGACCUCCGCUGCAUGCUCCGCCGCCUGCUCGCCCUCAACUCCCCGCGCCACCACGCCGCCAUCCUCACCGCCUUCGCCGAGCUCUGCGCCCAGCUUGCCUCGCCGCCCCCGCCCGCCGCGGCGGCGUCUUCCUACCACUACAACCUCUAG
This is a messenger RNA of Lolium rigidum, 741 nucleotides long. Its product is annotated as transcription repressor OFP8-like. The record is from RefSeq and is a predicted model, not a curated record. NCBI's taxonomy places the organism in Eukaryota, Viridiplantae, Streptophyta, Magnoliopsida, Poales, Poaceae. The coding region runs from base 1 to 741 and encodes 246 amino acids. The transcript has a single exon. Gene Ontology annotation, biological process: negative regulation of DNA-templated transcription.